Sapajus apella (tufted capuchin) is the source of this 1904-nucleotide messenger RNA. Its product is annotated as butyrophilin subfamily 2 member A2-like. Gene Ontology annotation, biological process: T cell receptor signaling pathway; regulation of cytokine production. Gene Ontology annotation, molecular function: signaling receptor binding. The record is from RefSeq and is a predicted model, not a curated record. The transcript has 7 exons. Lineage: Eukaryota; Metazoa; Chordata; Mammalia; Primates; Cebidae. Gene Ontology annotation, cellular component: external side of plasma membrane. Bases 244 to 1251 code for a protein of 335 amino acids.
GGCGGGAAACGGCCCACUCCAUCUUUGCCCUGAUUGCUUAUUCCAUGGAAUGUUUAGGGAAUCCCUCUCUCGGGAGAUACCUGAGCCUUCACAUGCAGUGGACUCGCUGAAGUUGGGGGCUGAUGAGAUCUACUUGAGUGACAGGAGAGGUUGGGUCCGACCAGCACCGAGGUGCCAAGACUCCUAGGCUGAUUCUCCUCCUCUGUAACCCUAGGCCUCUGGUCCCUGCCUGCCCCGGUGCUCAUGGAACCUGCUGCUGCCCUGCCCUUCUCCCUGCCAGCCUCCCUCCUGCUCCUCCUCAGCCUGUGUGCACUGGUCUUAGCACAGUUUACUGUCGUGGGGCCAGCUGUUCCGAUCCUGGCCAUGGUGGGAGAAAACACGACGUUACAUUGCCAUCUGUCCCCCGAGAAAAAUGCUGAGGACAUGGAGGUGCGGUGGUUCCGGUCUCACUUCUCCCCAGCAGUGUUCAUGUAUAAGGGUGGGAGAGAGAGAACAGAGGAACAGAUGAAGGAGUACCGAGGAAGAACCACCUUUGUGAGCAAGGACACCAGCAGGGGCAGCGUGGCCCUGGUGAUACACAAUGUCACAGCCCAGGAGAACGGCACCUACCACUGUUACUUCCAAGAAGGCAGGUCCUAUGAUGAGGCCAUCCUGCACCUCGUGGUGGCAGGCUUUGGCUCUAAGCCCCUCAUUGAAAUCAAGAUUCAAGAGGAUGGGAGCAUCCGGCUGGAGUGCAUAUCUAGAGGGUGGUACCCAGAGCCCCUUACAGUGUGGAGGGACCCCUGCGGUGAAGUUGUGCCUGCCCUGAAGGAGGUCUCCACCCCUGAUGCAGAUGGCCUCUUCAUGGUCACCACAGCUGUGAUCAUCAGAGACAGGUCCGUGAGGAACAUGUCCUGCUCUAUCAACAACACCCUGCUCGGCCAGAAGAAAGAAAGUGUCAUUUUUAUUCCAGAAUCCUUUAUGCCCAGCACGUCUCCCUGGAUGGUGGCCCUGGCUGUCAUCCUGGCCACAUCUCCCUGGACGGUGGCCCUGGCUGUCAUCCUGGCCAUUUUCAUCAUCUUCAUGGCUGUGAGCAUCAGUUGCAUCAAGAAACUUCAAAGGGAAAAAAAGAUUCUUCUGUCAGGGGAGAAGGAGGUUGAACAGGAAGAAAAAGAAAUUGCACAGCAACUUCAAGAAGAACUGAGAUGGAGAAGGACAUUCUUACAUGCUGGACUAAUGAAGAGGUCCUUCCCCACCCAGGACAGUGUGUAAUGAGAGACUCACUUAAUGGAUCAUUGAGGGGAGUGUGGUGGAACGACAGGAGAUAAAGCUUCUAUGAUGGUUUCAGCCAAGUUGGAAAGUUUCUAACUAAAGAAAGACGCAGAGAUCAAAUGUCUUGAAUAGAAAAGGGAACAGAUCUUAGAAUACUGAAAAAAAGUGGGAACCAUUAAUUUUGGCUCAUUUCCUGAACUCUCUGGAUUUCAUAGACCCUCGAUUCUUCUCAACCUGAGGGCGCUGUUUCUGUCUCUGGAGAGACAGAAGUGCAGCUGCAGUAAUUCUUAGGGUAUGAGCUGCUUGUAAUCAGGGGCCCUUCAUGGAAGGGGCCACUACAUGCGGAUUCCCCCUGCAGAUAUCUGAGACCUCUCUGGGGAUCAGGAACCACACAAUCCCCAGGGUUCCUGAGACCCCAGGCCUAAACCCAAGACUUCCUCUGCAGCCGAUGUGGUCCUGGACCCAGACACCGCUCAUCCCGAGCUCUUCCUGUCAGAGGACCGGAGAAGUGUGAAGCGCGGCCCAUUCAGGCAGAGCGUGCCAGACAACCCAGAGAGAUUCGACAGUCAGCCCUGUGUCCUGGGCCGGGAGAGCUUCGCCUCCGGGAAACAUUACUGGGAGGUGGAGGUGGAAAACGUGAUGGUGUGGACUGU